CAGGCGCUCAAGGUGGGAGCGCCAGCCUAUCGCGCCGCGGGACGCCGGAAGAGGACGGGCCAAGAUGCCGGCGGACCGGGCGGUGUGGGAGCGCGUGCGAAGUCGGCUGCGCUCGAUCCCCGAGCGCCUGGCGGCCUGCGGGGCGGAGGCCGCGGCUUACGGCCGGUGCGUGCGGGCGUCCACGGCCCCGGGCGGCCGCCUCGGCAGGGACCUGUGCGUGCGCGAGUUCGAGGCCCUGAGGAGCUGCGUGGCGGCCGCGGCCAGCAGGACGCCGCCCGCCGCUUCCCCGCGCGUGGACCCGCGGACCCCGCCUCGACCCCUGCCGUGCGCCGCGACCACUUGUACCAAUAAAUGA
Molecule: messenger RNA, 355 nt
Organism: Ochotona princeps (American pika)
Lineage: Eukaryota; Metazoa; Chordata; Mammalia; Lagomorpha; Ochotonidae
Gene: NDUFAF8
Product: NADH:ubiquinone oxidoreductase complex assembly factor 8
Exons: 3
Coding region: 65-355 (96 amino acids)
Biological process (GO): mitochondrial respiratory chain complex I assembly
Cellular component (GO): mitochondrion
Source: RefSeq, a predicted model, not a curated record